GGUUCACACCACGUGGGCAACCGGAUGAGGAGAGCAGCGUGGUUCGCGGUGCGUUGUGACGGUGUUUGAUUCCCGGUCUGCACUUUAUGUGUCGCAUCUUGAAUUCAUCUGAAAAUGACUGAAAUUAAACCGGAAACGGCUCCGAAGCCCAAAGAGCUGCUGGCUCUGAACCCGAAACAGGAGUCCGAGUUCAAGAAGAAGAUCCAGGAGGCAAAGAACAACAAGACCAACAAGGGAAGCCAUCUGACUCCCGGAGUGAUUUACGUCGGCCAUCUUCCCCUCGGCCUGUUCGAACCGCAGCUCAAAUCUUACUUCGAGCAGUUUGGGAAAGUCCUGCGGCUGCGGCUGUCGCGGAGUAAAAAGACAGGCGGCAGCAAAGGCUACGCGUUCGUAGAGUUCGACUGCGAUGAGGUCGCCAAAAUCGUCGCCGAGACGAUGAACAAUUACCUCAUGGGGGAGAGACUCAUCAAAUGUAACGUGGUUCCGCCGGAGAAGGUGCACGAGAAGCUGUUCGUCGGCUCCCAGCGGGAAUUCAAGAAGCCGUCUCAGCCGGCGGUGGCGCGCUACAACAAGCAGCACACGGAGGAGCAGAUCAUCAAGCUUCAAGACAAACUCCUGCGGAAAGAAUCCAAGCUCCGCAAGAGACUGGCAGCACACGGCAUCGACUACGACUUCCCCGGAUUUGCUGCCCAGGUCCCUCUGAAGAAAAAGUCCUCUGAUUCCAUGAAUGAGUCUACAUGCAGCACCGACAUCACGCCGGUCUGCACCCCGUCUCUCCUGGAGAGGAGGAAGUCCAUGGUCGUCAACGACGACGACGCAGAUGAUGAAAUCGUCGUCAGGAUGCCCGCUGUGGUGAAAGACGAAGAGUGCUCCUCGGAGGAGGAGGAGGAGGAGGAGGAGGAGGGAGAGGAGGAGGAAGGUGAGAAGGAGGAGGAGGAGGAGGAGGACGAUGAGGACUCAGAGAGCGAGGACGCCUCUGAAGAGGACGCGGAGGCGGAGUGAAGGUCCUCGCUGUGUGAUUGUGGACUGUCGGAGUACAGAUGCAAACGUCGGGGUCGCGUGCGGUCUUGGAUUUGCGUCGAGAGUCGCGGGCCAGCUUUGAACUGUGUACAGAACUCAGUGUGUCCGUCUGUGUGUGCGAAUCACGUUACGUUGGAAAAAGAAGCUCUUACGGAAAAAGACUUGCGGGCGCCGUCGAUGGUGCUCGCAACAUCGCCAUAAAGAGCCCGGUUUACGGGCAGCAACUUCUUCAACAUUAAUGUGCAUUUGAGUCUUUGGAGCGGGCGGUUUUUAUUUGCCAUGAAGGCUUUAAAGUUGAUACAGAAACAGACUUUCUUUCUUUGUCUCACGGCCACAACGGCUACAGAGCGUGGUUGAAUUUGUAUAAUGUAAACUAUGAUCUAUAAAAAAUAAAUGAUGUGAGAAGGUACUCAUGAGCUGUCCUUUUAAUACACAAUAUACACAGAUAAUGAGAGAAUAUAAUCAAUAACAAAUAUCUGUAGAAUACACAAUACGCAGAAUAUCCUACAAAAUAAAAUAUUAUAAACUAUGAAAUAGAAAUAUACAGGGAGGUAAAGAAACUAUAAAGCAGAGAGUUUUCUUUUAGAGGUGUUUAUAAUAAAAGAAUAAAUGAUUUAAUUUCAGGGUUGAGAUGUUGUGCUUGCUCCCUGUAGAUAAACUCUUUGUUAAUCUUAAUAAAACUUCUCUUCCUACUAUAAAUCAGUGCUUCUCAAUCUGGGGUUCGGGGAGCCCCGGGAGUUUUUUAGGGGGUCCAAAUGGGGAAUAUUUUAAAUGAAAAGACUAGAACAGCGCUCCCAUUAAACCUUUUUAAUGUUGCCACGUGGUCGUAAACACACACACACACACACACACACACAUAUUGAUCACAGGUUACAGAGUCACAGCUCAAAUUAAUGCAAAUACUAAAUAAACCAAAUUAAAUCUCUUUCAAACCUUUGAGGAUAAUGGUGUCGAGGAAGUGUGUCCAAUACGUCUCCUGCUGGAGGUUUCUGUCCCUCUUCCCGCCUCCUCCUGACACCUUCACAGUGUUCCUUUGUAUACAGUGUGUUUACUGUGUGCUGGUUUAAUCACAUGUAUCAAUAUUUGCUUCCUAAAAGAAGAUAUCUGAGUUAGUAAUAAAUCGUUUUCCUUCCAAAUGGCCACAACAGAUCAUUCAAUUAAUGUUUUUUAACACGUUAUUUUUCAAUUUUGAUCUAAAUGAAUGUGUUUUCUUUGUGGUAGACGGACACUUUUUAGGGGUUUAUAAUCUGUACAUCGUAGUUUAACGUGUUUUGUUUCUUGUUGUUUUUGCUGAAUGUGUGUCGGCCAUAUUUCUGUACAUCGAGUGCAACGUAUAAAAAACAUACCUGGUCAAUAAAAGUGAUUCUGACUUUG
Messenger RNA from Dicentrarchus labrax (European seabass), 2394 nucleotides. It is a transcript of the gene nifk, whose product is annotated as nucleolar protein interacting with the FHA domain of MKI67. Lineage: Eukaryota; Metazoa; Chordata; Actinopteri; Moronidae. Gene Ontology annotation, molecular function: RNA binding. Gene Ontology annotation, cellular component: nucleolus. Gene Ontology annotation, biological process: maturation of LSU-rRNA from tricistronic rRNA transcript (SSU-rRNA, 5.8S rRNA, LSU-rRNA). The transcript has 6 exons. Bases 115 to 1002 code for a protein of 295 amino acids. The record is from RefSeq and is a predicted model, not a curated record.